Gadus chalcogrammus (walleye pollock) is the source of this 3121-nucleotide messenger RNA. It is a transcript of the gene ago4, whose product is annotated as argonaute RISC component 4. The coding region runs from base 164 to 2860 and encodes 898 amino acids. Gene Ontology annotation, molecular function: RNA binding; protein binding. NCBI's taxonomy places the organism in Eukaryota, Metazoa, Chordata, Actinopteri, Gadiformes, Gadidae. The record is from RefSeq and is a predicted model, not a curated record. The transcript has 19 exons.
CUCAGUCAGUAGACAACACAUCCGAGAGAGCUCGCUGGUCAACUACGCAUCAAUAUUCCUCUUUCUUAAAUUAGCCACGUUAAGCUUCGCGAUACCGCCCCCAAUUUCAGUGUCGGUACGGAGCCGCCAGGCCGGGACAGAGACGGAGAGAGAGCCCUCGGCCAUGGAAGCGCUCGGACCCGUACCCUCUCCGCCCCCCCCUCCAGGCCCGCCGACCCCGGCUCCCUCUCCGUUCCAGCCCCCCCGGCGGCCCGGCCUGGGCACGGUGGGGAAGCCCAUCCGCCUGCUGGCCAACCACUUCCAGGUGCAGAUCCCCAAGAUCGACGUGUACCACUAUGACAUCGACAUCAAGCCCGAGAAGCGGCCGCGGAGGGUCAACAGGGAGGUGGUGGACACCAUGGUCCGCCACUUCAAGAUGCAGAUCUUCGGUGACCGGCAGCCGGGCUACGACGGGAAGAGGAACAUGUACACGGCCCACCCGCUGCCCAUCGGGAGAGACCGGGUGGACCUGGAGGUGACCCUGCCCGGCGAGGGGAAGGACCAGACCUUCAAGGUGUCCCUGCAGUGGGUGUGCGUGGUGAGUCUCCAGAUGCUGCUGGAGGCCCUGUCGGGGCACCUCAACGAGGUCCCGGAGGACUCGGUGCAGGCCCUGGACGUCAUCACGCGACACCUGCCCUCCAUGAGGUACACUCCUGUGGGGCGCUCGUUUUUCUCCCCCCCAGAAGGCUACUACCACCCCCUGGGGGGGGGGAGGGAGGUGUGGUUCGGUUUCCAUCAGUCUGUCCGUCCUGCCAUGUGGAACAUGAUGCUCAACAUCGACGUGUCGGCCACGGCGUUCUACCGGGCCCAGCCGGUCAUAGAGUUCAUGUGUGAGGUGCUGGACAUCCAGAACAUCAACGAGCAGACCAAGCCCCUCACGGACUCCCAGCGCGUCAAAUUCACCAAGGAAAUACGAGGUCUUAAAGUGGAGGUCACACACUGCGGUCAGAUGAAGAGGAAGUACCGUGUGUGCAACGUUACCCGCCGUCCUGCCAGCCACCAGACGUUCCCCCUGCAGCUGGAGAACGGCCAAGCCAUGGAGUGCACGGUGGCCCAGUACUUCAAGCAGAAGUACAGCCUGCAGCUCAAGUACCCCCACCUGCCCUGCCUGCAGGUGGGGCAGGAGCAGAAGCACACCUACCUGCCCCUCGAGGUGUGUAACAUUGUGGCCGGCCAGCGCUGCAUCAAGAAGCUGACAGACAACCAGACGUCCACCAUGAUCAAAGCCACUGCCCGUUCUGCCCCAGACAGACAGGAGGAGAUCAGCCGACUGGUGAGUGACGGCGCCCUCCUCUGGACAGGGGUGAAGAGCAACAGCAUGGUGGGGGGUCCCGACCCGUACCUGAAGGAGUUUGGCAUCGUGGUGCACAACGACAUGACGGAGGUGACGGGUCGGGUGCUGCCCGCGCCCAUGCUGCAGUACGGGGGUCGCGUCGGCAGCGACUCGGGCCGGGACUGUGGCAGGGGACUCUCUCCGCAGAAUAAGACGGUGGCCACGCCCAACCAGGGCGUGUGGGACAUGAGGGGGAAGCAGUUCUACGCCGGCAUCGAGAUCAAAGUGUGGGCGGUGGCCUGCUUCGCGCCGCAGAAACAGUGCCGGGAGGACCUGCUGAAGAGCUUCACGGACCAGCUGAGGAAGAUCUCCAAGGACGCGGGGAUGCCCAUCCAGGGCCAGCCCUGCUUCUGUAAAUACGCCCAGGGGGCGGACAGCGUGGAGCCCAUGUUCAAACACCUCAAGAUGUCCUACGUGGGCCUGCAGCUCAUCGUGGUCAUCCUGCCCGGCAAGACCCCCGUCUAUGCGGAGGUGAAGCGUGUGGGAGACACCCUGCUGGGAAUGGCCACCCAGUGUGUCCAGGUGAAGAACGUGGUGAAGACCUCCCCCCAGACCCUGUCCAACCUCUGCCUGAAGAUCAACGCCAAACUGGGGGGCAUCAACAACGUCCUGGUGCCGCACCAGAGGCCCUCUGUGUUCCAGCAGCCAGUCAUCUUCCUGGGGGCGGACGUCACGCACCCGCCGGCGGGCGACGGGAAGAAGCCGUCCAUCGCGGCGGUGGUGGGCAGCAUGGACGGACACCCCAGCCGCUACUGCGCCACCGUCCGCGUCCAGACGUCCCGGCAGGACCUGUCCCAAGAGCAGCUGUUCAGCCAGGAGGUGAUCCAGGACCUGACCAACAUGGUCCGGGAGCUCCUCAUCCAGUUCUACAAGUCCACGCGCUUCAAGCCCACCCGCAUCAUCUACUACCGGGGGGGCGUGUCCGAGGGCCAGAUGAAGCAGGUGGCGUGGCCGGAGCUGAUCGCCAUCAGGAAGGCGUGCAUCAGCCUGGAGGAGGACUACCGGCCGGGCAUCACCUACAUCGUGGUCCAGAAGCGCCAUCACACCCGCCUCUUUUGCUCCGACAAGUCCGAGAGGGUUGGGAAGAGCGGGAACGUCCCGGCAGGAACCACGGUGGACAGCACCAUCACACACCCGUCCGAGUUUGACUUCUACCUGUGCAGCCAUGCAGGCAUCCAGGGCACGAGCCGGCCCUCCCACUACCACGUCCUGUGGGACGACAACUGCUUCACGGCGGACGAGUUGCAGCUGCUCACCUACCAGCUGUGCCACACCUACGUGCGCUGCACCCGCUCCGUGUCCAUCCCCGCGCCCGCCUACUACGCCCGGCUGGUGGCCUUCCGCGCACGCUACCACCUGGUGGACAAAGACCACGACAGUGCGGAGGGCAGCCACGUGUCGGGCCAGAGCAACGGCCGGGACCCCCAGGCGCUGGCCAAGGCGGUGCAGAUCCACUACGACACCCAGCACACCAUGUACUUCGCCUGAACACCACCAGACGCCAGCUCCCUUUUCCCCACUUCCCCGCCCCCUUUCUCUCCUCUCUCUUCCGUGUCUGUCCUCCCCCCCCCCCACUACCUUAAACCUCCCUUUUUUUAUUGUUUCUCUAUCACUGUGUCUCUCUCCCUCCCCGCCGUCGGUUAUCUAUGUCUCUCUCCCUUCUUUUUGUUGAGGAUCCUCCCUGACGAGGCCUCAACUCUGCCAUCUUUCUUCGCCCUCCUGGCACCUUUCUGUUCGAACUGGGGGUGG